AUGAACCCGCCGAUGUUGAUCCUUUACCCAACGAUGACACUGAUGAACAUGACCAUAACAAUGGCAAAAUCAUGGCAGACGGUGUGGGUGGUCAUAAUAAAAAUACAAAUACAUUUACACAAAUUGGCAUUAAUGUCACAAACGAAAUGGGACAGGUGCGCAUACUAGAUGGUCGUGAUGUUGAGAAUAACAAUGAGGAUCAACAGGAUGAUACCGAACAUCAUGGCAAUUCAAAGGUGAAAAAAUAUUUAAUUUGGUUUAAAAUUGCGAUACUUCUGGUAGUUUGGGGCGUUUUUACGGCGUUUCUAAUGUCAACAAAUGAACAUGUGGACGAAUUGAAAUUGAUUAGUAUACCGAGGAAUGGUACGGAACGAGUAUUCCCCGUCAACUGUGCUGAACUCAAGCGAAUAGGCCUCAGUCUGACGGGUCCAUUUAAACUACAGGAAGCCGAUGCUGUAACAGACACAAAACAACGACCGCCUCCCCUACUCGAGGUGUACGUGGAACGUGCCUAUUUCAAUGAAUCCGGUGAUAGAGCUUACGAUGAAAUUGUUUCGAAAAUUUGGAAAUUAGAUUUAGUAUAUCCCGAAUAUAUGGACUCGACGCGAGAAACUAAGAAGGUUCAUCAAUUUGACAUCAAAAGUAUACAUGAAGAAUAUCAAAAUCUUACCAAUCAAACUGAGUUGACGCUGCACUUUGUCUCGAGUAUUGAAGCUGAACUACCGGUACAAUUGAGCAUAGAUGAAUCGCCGAUUUAUAAGAAGGAGGGUGUUAUCUAUGCGGCCGUAGUGUUGUGCGGUCUAUAUGUUAUGAUUAUUUGGGAAAUUGUUAAUCGUACAUUUGCCGCUAUUAUAGCUUCUACUUUAUCGGUGGGUAUUUUGGCUGCUUUGAAUUCAAGACCCUCUAUGGUUACCAUUAUGGGUUGGAUUGAUGUGGAGACUUUGUUGUUGCUGUUCGGUAUGAUGAUUUUGGUGGCCAUUCUAUCGGAAACAGGUGUCUUUGAUUAUUUGGCGGUGUAUGCCUAUAAAAUCACUAAUGGUCAUGUCUGGCCCUUGAUUAAUUGUCUGUGUUUGUUCACCGCUGUUUUAUCUUCUUUCUUGGAUAACGUCACAACGGUUUUGUUAAUGACUCCCGUUACUAUACGUCUUUGUGAGGUUAUGUCUCUUAAUCCGGUUCCUAUAUUAAUGUGUAUGGUUAUCUACUCGAACAUUGGUGGUGCUCUUACCCCCGUGGGUGAUCCACCAAAUGUUAUUAUUGCCUCAAAUAGUUUUAUAUCCAAAAAUGGUGUUAACUUUGCCAUCUUUACUUUGCACAUGUUGCCCGGUGUUAUUUUAGUAAUGUUCCAAACUUAUUUACAAUUGAGAUUUAAAUUCCGCAACAUAAGCGAUUUACAAUUCAAAGAAUCUCCCGAAAUUGAGGAAUUAAAACAUGAAAUUCAUGUUUGGAAACGGGCUGCUGCCAGUUUAUCAUCUUACUCCAAAGAUGAAGAGUUAGUAAGACAAACUUUGAAUAAGAAAGUAAAUCGUUUGAAGCGUUCUUUGAAGAAGAAAAUAAACACCGCCAUAGAGCCCACCAUUAAUUAUAAACAAACUUUGGAUCAUUUGCAAGCGAAGUAUCCCAUACGCAAUAAGCCUUUGCUUAUUAAGUGUUCUUGUGCCUUGGUUUUUGUGAUAAGUUUAUUCUUUUUGCACUCUGUUCCCGAAUUGCAACGCCUCUCUCUGGGCUGGACUGCUCUUUUGGGUGCCAUAUUUUUAAUAAUUCUAGCCGAUAUUGAAGAUAUGGAAGCCAUAUUGGCUCGUGUGGAAUGGUCAACUCUACUCUUCUUUGCCGCUCUGUUUAUUUUAAUGGAAGCACUUUCAGAGCUAGGUCUUAUAGAAUGGAUUGGUAAUAUGACGGAGAAUAUUAUAUUGGGUGUAAGCGAAGAGUCUCGUUUAAUGGUGGCUGUGUUAAUUAUUUUAUGGGUUUCUGCUAUAGCUUCGGCUUUCGUCGACAAUAUACCUUUGACUACAAUGAUGGUAAAAAUUACCAUUUCUUUAGCUCAAAAUAGUACAUUGAAUUUACCAUUACAGCCUUUGGUAUGGGCAUUAGCUUUUGGAGCUUGUUUGGGAGCCAAUAAAUAA
Molecule: messenger RNA, 2120 nt
Organism: Lucilia cuprina (Australian sheep blowfly)
Lineage: Eukaryota; Metazoa; Arthropoda; Insecta; Diptera; Calliphoridae
Product: P protein
Exons: 8
Coding region: 72-2120 (682 amino acids)
Biological process (GO): transmembrane transport
Cellular component (GO): membrane
Source: RefSeq, a predicted model, not a curated record